Molecule: messenger RNA, 1449 nt
Organism: Talaromyces marneffei
Lineage: Eukaryota; Fungi; Ascomycota; Eurotiomycetes; Eurotiales; Trichocomaceae
Exons: 2
Coding region: 1-1449 (482 amino acids)
Biological process (GO): transmembrane transport
Cellular component (GO): fungal-type vacuole membrane
Molecular function (GO): transmembrane transporter activity
Source: RefSeq, a predicted model, not a curated record
AUGGCGUCAAUCUUAGAACCGCAGACUGGAUAUAGUCGUUCACCAUCUAUAUCGCUCAGUCGACUUCCAACAUUAGACCGCGAACAGCACCUACCCCAACCAGUCAUAACAUCUUCACAAGAGCAAAUCUCAAACUCCAAAGCAACAACAAUAGCCAUCGCCUCCUUCAUAAUCGUCUUCACAUGCUGCGGCAUAACCUUCUCCUUUGGUAUCUACCAAGCCCUCUACGAAACUUUGUCGCACGAACCCAACACCCCCUUCACGGGUGCUUCUCCCGCGUUGAUCGAUCUAAUCGGCACCACAGCAGUAGGUAUCAUGACCAUCGGCGGCCCUCUAGCCGUCGGGUGGGCAAAAACCUUCUCCCCAAGGAAAGUAUGCUUGAUGGGGGCUAUGAUUUUUACUAUGGCGCAUAUAUUUGCUAGCUUUGGCACGAAGCUGUGGCAUUUUGCGUUGACGCAGGGCGUGUUGUUGGGCCUGGGCACGUGUUUGGCGUAUAUGACCUCCGUAACCGUUGCGCCGACAUGGUUUACGACUCGAAGGGGGUUGGCGAUGGGUAUUAUCCUUUCUGGUACGGGGAUUGGAGGACUCGUAUGGGCGCCCGCACUCAAGGCAUGCGUUGAUGCGAUCGGGUAUCGCAACACCCUCAGGCUAACGGGCGCCGUUUCGUUUGUGCUGAAUACCGGCGCCGGGGCGGCCAUGACCUGCGAACCGAGCCGCAAAGCUCAGAACGAGAUUGAGCGAAGAGCGCAAGCCAUGACGACAACACACUUCGCCGUUCCGCUUGUUGAUUGGAGAUUGAUGAAGACCAGGAAAUUCAUUGCGCAGGCGUCGGGCGCUGUGUUUCAGGGCGCUGCGUACUAUAUCCCCGUCUUCUUCUUUGCGACGUAUGCGUCUACUUUGGGGUAUAGUGAUACCGCCGGCGCGAAUUUUAUUGCUCUCAGUAAUGCGUGUAAUGCAAUUGGCAAGAUCGUUAUUGGAUACGCAGCCGAUCGCUAUGGGAGGUUGAACGUGUUGCUCCUUACGACGAUUAUAAGCGCCAUUUCGGCGCUGGUGUUUUGGGUGCCCUCCACGCUACUACCAUUUGCAUCACACCAGGAAGCUUCUCGAGGUCUGUUCAUCGCUUUUACCAUCUUCUACGGCGUAUUCGCCAGUGCGUACGUUGCUCUUUUCCCGACCAGUCUGGUAGAAUUGUUUGGGCCGCAGAAUUUUGCGUCUGUGAAUGGGUUUCUGUAUAUGCUCAGGGGUCUUGCGACGAUGGUCGGGACGCCAGUCGGCGGGUUGCUAAUUCGUGGAUCCACGACUGCGGCGGUCGUGACGCCGAGGAUGUAUGAGGGUAUGUCGGUGCUGGUGACUAUGCUGUUGUUUGCGACUGCUUUUUCAGUGGUGUGGGUUAGGCUUGAGGCCAUGGUUGGGCCGGAUGGGAGGGCGAAUUGGAAGUGGAGGUUGUAA